Cryptomeria japonica (Japanese cedar) is the source of this 2853-nucleotide messenger RNA. Its product is annotated as aspartyl protease family protein 2. Gene Ontology annotation, molecular function: aspartic-type endopeptidase activity. The record is from RefSeq and is a predicted model, not a curated record. The transcript has 2 exons. Lineage: Eukaryota; Viridiplantae; Streptophyta; Pinopsida; Cupressales; Cupressaceae. Gene Ontology annotation, biological process: proteolysis. The coding region runs from base 1016 to 2632 and encodes 538 amino acids.
GACCCAGAAGCUCUUUAAGAACGCGCUUUGGCGUAUCAUGUCCGUCACCAGAAACACUUCUUCUGGGAUUCGAACGCGUGAUCUGUUUUAUGUCAAAGCAUGUCCGUGUCAAUUAUACAGGAGAAGAGUUAUAGCUUGUUAUUUAAAUUAGCGGUGAUGGUAGUCAAAGCAACAGAUUCCCAUUGUCAGGGCUUGAAACCCUAGAAGCUUGUUUAACAUGGGGGGAUUGACUUUGAAUCUGGGUAAAUCAAAGUUCAUAGCUUGUUACUUUGAAUCUUUCAACAGAUAAGAGGUCCGUGUACGUCAGGGGCUAUUUGUAUAUUUAUACAGGGGAAGAGGUUUUGUGGGAUUCGAACCUGUGACAUCUUGAGUACCUAAGGUGCAAACAAGAGAGAAACAUAGUGCCUGGAAGAUUGGAGACAAUUGUUGUAAAUAGGCGGUCUUUCAAAUUUUAAGCCGAAAGAAUUCUUCACCAUUUUGCCGGGUGUGCAGAAGUGAGAUUCUUAGGCUUUUGAGUUGAUUCUUUUGAGAGCAGGCCGAGGUGAGAUUAUUGGACUUUUAUUUUUUGCAGAGCAGGUGAUUGUUUCUUUGAAAUCAAGUGUAGUUUUGUUUGUGAAAAGUGGCCUUGAAUUUUUGACUGUAAGUGAAGUGAUUUGAUUGAACUUUUGUUAAAGCAAAGGCUCUAAGAUUGUUGAAAUUUUUUUCUGGCUUCCAGACUGUUGGACUCAGAAUAUUUGUAUUUAAGUGAGAUAAGGCUGUUUGAGAGUUUUUAUAGGUAGAUGAACUUUUUAAGGCUGCUAAUCUCAUAACUAUUUGAAUUUCUCCUCAGCCAAUCUUUGGUUGUAAGAAAUUUACAGCAGCUUAGCUUUCUUUCAGAGCCAAGCUUAAACUUAGGUUUUCUGGUAAUUUGAGUUUUCUUCCUCGGAAAACUCAUAAGCAAAUUAAAGAAGGAAGCUUUUUUUCUUGUAGGCCUGACGAGCAAAUCCAAAGGUCAACCUUACCUGCAGAUUGAGGCAUGGCGAGUGAAAAGAUCGCACUGCUCGCAAGUCUCUGCUUUGCAGCCCUGGUCUUUUCGAUCAAUGCGGCUUCCAUUUUCAACGAAAGCAGCUCCGAUCUCUCGGGGAUUCGAUUGCCAAACUAUCCAGGGGCAAUUCUAGGAGACGAAACUCCUGGCUGCAAUCAAUUCUCAGCAGGCUACAACGAAAAGGCAGCACCAGAUAAACAGAAAAAAAGCUCACCCCUGCGAGUCAAGCUCCUGCACAGCAAGCACAAGAAGCAAAACGAGUCCAAAUCCAGAAAAGCCCUGCUGUUCGAGUCCCUCGCCAGGGAUCGAACCCGGGUCGAUGCAUUCCACCAGAGGCUCAAAACCAGAUCCCAAUCCAACGUGGCAGAACCCAAAUCCGACGUGGCGGGUUACGCCUCAGAAAUCGCCGUGCCUGGGCCCAAUAACCAAUCCCACUUCGCCAACUCUUCCGCCACGACGGCCACCUUGGUUGCCAGCGUGGAAUCUGGCGUGUCAGUGGGGUCAGGCGAAUACUUCAUGGACGUGUUCAUCGGCACACCGCCACGUCACUUCUCGCUCAUUCUGGACACCGGCAGCGACCUCAACUGGGUGCAGUGCCUGCCUUGCCAAGACUGCUACCCACAAGAAGGACCCCUCUACAACGCUUCCACGUCAUCAACCUACCGGCCCGUCCCGUGUAACACUCCUCAAUGCAACCUGGUCACCGACGUCACCGGUAACACCUGCAAUUCAACGGCCUCCACGUGCCCGUACUUUUACUGGUACGGAGACCGCUCCAACACAACGGGAGAGCUCGCCUUCGAGACCUUCACGGUCAACCUCACCUCACACGCCAAACCGGUAGCGGUUCCCGACAUUCUCUUCGGCUGCGGUCACGCAAACCGCGGGCUCUUCCAUGGCGCCGCCGGUCUCCUUGGCCUUGGCCGCGGACAGCUGUCCUUUGCCUCUCAGCUGCGCAAGCACCACGGCCACAAAUUCUCCUACUGUCUCGUUGACCGCAACAGCAACCUGUCGGUCACCAGCACACUAAUCUUCGGCGAAGACCGACACCUCAUCAGUCACCCAGACCUGAAAUUCACCACUCUGGUAAAAAACCCUGCUGCUGCAGUCGACACAUUUUACUACCUCAAUGUCUCCACAGUCACCGUCGGCGGCACACCUGUGAACGCCUCUGUACAGGCAUGGAACAUCGACAAAGCUUCCGGCGCCGGCGGUUUAAUCAUCGAUUCCGGCACAACCCUUACUUAUUUAGCAGAGCCCGCCUACAGUCAGCUAAAGGCGGCUUUCGAGGCGAAAAUUCCUUACAAUCGGACGGAAUUUGCCCCUCUGGAGCUCUGCUACAAUGUUUCUGGCGUGGAGGACGUGAAGCUGCCGGAAUUCAGCGUGCUUUUCCACGACGGCGUCGCGUGGAAGUUUCCGGUAGAGAAUUAUUUUAUUCAGCCAGAUCCUGACGAGAGUGUGGUGUGCCUGGCCGUUUUAGGAACUCCGAUGGAUUCACUUUCAAUUCUGGGAAAUUAUCAGCAGCAGAAUUUCCACGUGCUUUACGAUGUGGACAACUCGCGACUGGGAUUCGCACCAAUGGCCUGCGACAAACUUUCAGUAAAAUAGAGUAUUAUUUGAUUUGGGAUUUUAGAUGUACAUGAUACAGACUCCCGGUGAUUCGAACCUCACCCGUACGUUUCAGUUGUCAAUAUUCUUUAUUUAUUUAAUUUUUAUUUUAGGAUUCGUCUUUCAUUUUUAUGUAAUAAACAGGGAAGAUGAUCUUAUUCUGUUAAAUUUGUUAAGGUUUCAGAAUAAAAAUUCUUUUUGAGGAUUUGAUUUUCCUUUGA